Molecule: messenger RNA, 3050 nt
Organism: Vanessa atalanta (red admiral)
Lineage: Eukaryota; Metazoa; Arthropoda; Insecta; Lepidoptera; Nymphalidae
Gene: ArfGAP3
Product: ADP-ribosylation factor GTPase-activating protein 2
Exons: 9
Coding region: 57-1544 (495 amino acids)
Biological process (GO): COPI coating of Golgi vesicle
Molecular function (GO): GTPase activator activity
Source: RefSeq, a predicted model, not a curated record
CAAAGCGUGUAAGGUGGUGACACCGUGACAACAAGUCACAAUUCUUGAAAUCGAAAAUGGCUGACUCUGGGCCCAGUAAAAGCGAUAUUGAAGCGGUAUUUCAAAGAUUGCGUUCCAUUCCCUCGAAUAAAGUAUGCUUCGACUGCAAUGCGAAGAACCCUACGUGGUCGUCAGUGACGUACGGUGUCUUCAUCUGCUUGGACUGCUCGGCAGUUCACCGCAGUCUCGGUGUUCACCUCACGUUUGUUCGCUCCACACAACUCGAUACUAAUUGGACAUGGAAGCAGUUGAGGAAUAUGCAGCUUGGCGGAAAUGUCAAUGCGACACAGUUCUUCCGUUCACAUGGACUAGCAACAGAGGAUGCAAGACAAAAGUAUAAUUCUCGUGUGGCGCAAUUGUACCGCGACAAACUAAGUGCUCUGUCUGAGCAGGCUAUGAAGACUUAUGGGACAAAGUUGCACCUGGAUCCAGCACCUACAGAGACCAAGGACACAAAGGAGAAAGAGGUAGACUGGUUUGCAGAGCAUGGAGAGCUGUCUGACACUAAUGCUAAUGAUAUUGCACCACAGGAUAUGACACGUGCAGGCGGCGCUUUAAGCUCAGCGGCUCGCUUGUGGGGCGCCGACACGUCGCACGCCAGCACGCAGCAAGCUGCUACCGCACGACGACCCACUCUGGGCGCACGAAAAGGAGGCCUCGGCGCGACCAAAGUGGCCGCCAACUUCGACGAUAUCGAACGAGAGGCGAUCAUGGCCGAAAAGCUCAAAAUGGAGGCGUCGUCGGCGGAGCGGGCGGACAGGUCGGCGACUCUGGCGAGCGUGGAGGCGGAGGUGGCGUCGCUGCGUCUGGCCUACCGCGAGCCGCGCGACCGCAGCGACCGGCUCGGCAUCGCCGGCGCCAGCCGCGCGCGCCCGCUCGGCGUGUCGCACUCGGCCGCCGGCGACAUGACGGACAUCGCGCAGGAGGACGCGCCCGCGCCGCCCGCGCACGUCGACGACCUCGACGACUUCAACAACGUCUUCGUCAUGAUCAGAAACGAACCGUACAGCAGCAACCGAGGGCUGGAUUCGUUGCUUAACGAGACCCCCGGCAGGAAAGUGGACAAUGAUUCGUGGGAGAGCAUCGAGCCCGAGCCGACGCGCGUCGUUCGCAGCAUGUUCUCGGAUGAGCCCACCGCCGCUCCCGCCCCCGCCUCCGCACCCGCCCGCAGUCGGCCCUCGCGGAAACAGGAGCCCGAGGAUGACUCGGCGGUCAAGAAGUUCGGAGCAGCCAAGUCGAUCAGUUCGGCGCAAUUCUUUGGAGAGCAGGAGCCGCGCUGGGGCGGGCGCGACGGCAACCUGUCCCGCUUCGAGGGCAGCAGCAGCAUCUCGUCGGCGGAGCUGUUCGGCGACGCGCAGGCGGCGCGCGCGCCCUUCGCGGUGUCGGCGCCCGACCUGGACGAGGUGCGCGAGUCCGUGCGCGCCGGCGUCACGCGCGUGGCGGGCCGCCUGUCGUCGCUGGCCAACGGCGUCGUGUCGUCCAUCCAGGAGCGCUACGGGUACUGAGGCGGGCCGCCGUCCGAGCGUUACCGAUGGAUAUCUCUAUGUGAUUUUACGAAUACCGAGCGACCGCCGUCUCGUCGUUUCUUUGAAACUUUACUUUUGAUGACGAAUAGUUCAUUAUAUUUUAUUAACGUCGUUUGAAGGAAUCCGAUGAGUCAAAUUUACUGCAUAUUAAGUGACGAGGCGUAGUCGACGACCUGACAUUAUAUAAAACAUAUAUUUGAUGGAAAUGUUUGAUUUUGAUGUUCCUUAUACUUAAUUGCCGGAUUCAUUUUUAUAUUAGCUUACGAGCACUGAUCUUUUAUCACUAAUGAGACAAUCUGGAUAAAAUAUUUAAUAAAAUACAUAAUAAUGCUUUAGAAAUUAUUGUGAAACAAUUAUAUAAAUAUAUAAUAGAGAUAAACAAUAAAUAACAAUUGCUAGUGAAUAGGUCAGAAGUUGUACAUAAUGUAUUAUAUAAACGUUUCUAACAUACAGUGUCCUAGUAGCGAUUGUACAGUCUUUAUAUACAGCUUCAAAUGGGAGUUUAUUAUAUUCUGCAUAGCAAAUGUUUCAUACCAUGUCGGCCGACGUAUUAAUACUGUCAGUACUCUUCACUGGCUUUGUUUCGUUUGACAUUCUAAAUUAAUUUAGAUAAUUAUUUAAAAGUAGCCUCUAAUAUAGAUUGUAUAUUCUAUGCCUUAAGCACUUUUCAUUUGAUCAUGAAUUCUCAAUGCACUCGAUUUUGUCCAAACAUUUCUUCAAAGUCCAGCGCCAGAUGUUCUACGACGGUCAGGCAGGGUUGCGUGCAUUUGCAUAUGUCUGUGUUUACCGCAGUAGUCGCACUCGUCGACUGACGCGAAUGUGUGGCGCCGGAACAUUUUAGACUUGUAUGUACAGGUCAUGGUCUGAGGUCAGUAAUAGUGAUAUGGUUAGGACAUUCUCAUGUAACUGCUUGCAUUCCUACUCUUUUUCGGUAUUUUUUAUUAGUGGCGCACAAUUGUCCGUUUCACUAAGUCGCAUUUAAUAUUGUAUUCGAAGUCGUUUUAUUAUCUGUAGGACUACGAUAGAUUAAUGUUAUUAUUAGGUAAAUUUAAUUUAGGCUUAAAUAGGCUUCCAAAUUAGUCCUACGACAAUUUAUAUAAAUGCAGACAAUAAUUUAACCUAUCGUUGUCCAUCUGUAUAUACACGACUUUGUAUCGACAGUUGUAACAAAUUCAUGUUUUUAUAAAAAUAUAUUCAAACUUUACUAAGUCAUAUUCAUUAAAGCUCGUUAAUAUUCGUUAAAAAACCUCCGUCUCGUUUUUUACAGCGUAGCGUAUAACAUUUCUUAAAGCGUAGUGAAGCAACCCUAGACAGCGAUAUGACACUAUUUAGUUUUUAAUGCCCUCGCAACACUUCACUUUACACAGGUAAUAGCUUCCCGAAUGUCAUACCUCAACAAAGAUUUCAUUAUAGUUAUAAGUUCUUCUUCAUUACUUAAAUAUAAUUUUAUCAUAACAUUUGUGUCAAUAAAGGAUACGAAAACAA